GACCCAAAUCCCGCCUUCAUCCUCGGCAAGCUCCGUACCGUAGGACCUGACAUUUCUUCACUGCCACUUCCCUCACUUCACUCAUCUUCCCGCCGCUCCACCUUCUACAUUGCAAAAGAUUUUGCUGUUCAUUGUAAUCGCUUGCUAGGUUUCAGAACGUUGUUCACUUCGUCACCAUCAUCAUCAUCAUCAUCGCCACACCUUAACGUAGUAACUGGUCCGCUACUGUAGGCUUUCAGAGUCGUAGCCAUGGAAACCGAUGAGUUCCAACGAGUGCUCCCGUUUCAGCUUCAGUUCGACAAACCAGUCGCUUCACAGAUUAAGAUUGCUGAGUGGAAUCCGGAGAAGGAUUUGUUGGCUAUGGUUACGGAGGAUUCGAAGAUUCUGCUGCAUCGAUUCAAUUGGCAGAGGCUAUGGACGAUAUCUCCUGGGAGAUGCAUAACGUCAUUAUGCUGGCGCCCAGAUGGUAAAGCAUUAGCAGUUGGCCUUGAAGAUGGGACAGUGUCAUUGCAUGAUGUUGAAAAUGGAAAGUUGUUGCGAAGCAUGAAAUCCCAUAUUGUGGCUAUAGUGUGUCUUAACUGGGAGGAGGAUGGACAGGAUGGCUGCAGUAACAUAUCAACUUAUGAAGACCGCACCACUCGUUUCUUUCCUCCUGCACCUAGAAUUCCACGAAUGCCUGGAUUUGUGUCUAGUGAUGCUGGAUUUAUAGAUGAAAAUGAAGAUACAUUUCGAGAAUUCUCAACUUCUUCACACCAACGUUUUAACAUAUUAUGUAGUGGAGAUAAAGAUGGUAGCGUAUGUUUCAGUAUAUUUGGGAUUUUCCCAGUUGCAAAAGUAAAUAUACACGAGUUUUCGGUUUGUAUUCCAAAUAUGGACAACCAAGCUGUUUAUCAGCUCCGGAAUGCUUCUAUUUGCAAGGUGGCGUUGUCAAAGGAUCUUUGCCGUAUGACUGUUAUGUGCACAGGAGAGCUGGUUGAAGACAUGGUUGAAUCCAGAGAUAUAAAAAUUCCUGUACACAAUUUGCCUGGCCUGCAUUGCUUAGUGCUCGACACUUCCAUAUUUUGGGAGAGGAAACACGAGCUCCACCAGGUGGCUCAACAAGCCUCUAACAUUGAGGAUUUAACUGAGGUUAUCCGCACAUCACUGUCAGUCAUGCAUAAGCAAUGGUCUGAUGCGAUGCAUACAUUUCACCAGAAAUUUGAUUCUUUAUCUACGCUGAUUAUUAACAAUGGAAUUGACUCUUCUCCCCAGGAGGAGUUUUUAAGCCUCUUGUGUGGUGCUCGGACAAGUCCAGCAGUUCAUCAGUUUCUUGUUAGCUCUCUUGGUGAAGUGGGCAUCAAACGUGUGUCAAAGGUUGUUUGUAGUGCAGGGAAAGAGCUUCAACUUAUUGUCCUUGAUCAUCUCCAGCCUGCUGCAGAAAUUAUUGGUUUUAGAGUGGGGGAACUAAGAGGCUUUUCAAAAUGGCGCGCACGCUAUGAAGAUAUUGGUCUUGAUGAGACGCUUAUCAAUAAUGCAACAGAAAAAGCAGGCAUAUUGCUUGUACAUGUUGUGCGUUUUAUGAUGGUCCUUUCAUCUGUGGUGCAGCAGUUUUCAAAUUUCUUCAAUUGGCUUCAAAAAUGCAAUAAGCUACUAAUGUCUGAACCAAGUGACCAACUGGUACCAUUCAAUAGUGAACUUGUUGUUAUAUUCUUGAAGUUUCUGUAUGAUCAAGAUCCUGUCAGGCAGUUGCUGGAAAUAUCUGAAGUUGAUUACAGUAUCGAAAUGGAUCUGGAAACCAUGCAAAGAGUUCGAGAAUUGGCUCAGUUUGGAGGAUUUUUGGAUACGGAAUAUUUGCGAAGGUCCUUAGCUAAAGAAUUUCAAUUGAUGGAAUCUAGUUUCAAGGAGGCUUUCCUAGUGCCAUCUAUGACAAUUUCAAGAAAGAUACUCUGUGAAAAUUUAUUGCCGUUGUUUCCUUCCCCAUCUACAUCAGCAUCUACAUCAUUUGAUGUUCCGAUGUCAAUAUCAUACUACAAGGAUGCCUCUCAGGCUGGUUUACUUUAUCAGACUCGUCAAAGUAGAUUUUUGGAUUACAUCUCUUUCAGAAUACCUGACGAGUCUAUCUCAGCUAUUGCAAAUUGUAUUGGAAUAGCGAGGGGGCUCAUGCAUGACCUGAGCAGUGUAAAAAGGGGAUGUACUUCAAUGGAAGCUGUAUUGUUAUGUAUUCCUAGCAGUUACACCUGUGUGGAUCUGUCGCUAUAUAAAGAAGGUCAAAUUGUUCUGUUAUUGAAUGAAACUGCCAACUCUUCUGAAAGCUCUGGAAAUGCUUGUAUGAUGAUUGUACGAGCAAGUGAGCUUCAAUUUACAUCUGUUACAAGACCCACUAAUUUACGCCAGUGGAAGUUGAAUGAGCUAAAGGACUCUGUUGUGUGCCUCCAGAUGGAAAAUGAAAAGAUUCGAAGUAUACCUCACUCUGUAAUUGCUCCCUUGGCAGUGAGUGCAUCAAGAGGUGUGGCUUGUGUUUUUGCUGCAAGGAAGCGUGUGAUGGUCUACAUCUUAGAGGAAGAUGAAGACGAAGUCUCAAAUGUGGAAUGAAUAGACUAUACCUUAAAAUAUUUACCAUCUCCUAAGAGCUAACAAUUCUUUUUACUUUGUGGGUUUAAUUGAUCACACAUCUUUUUUCAUGUAUCAUAGUUAUUGUUUCCAAGUCAUCAAUAUUUUGUAGUUGAACAUAUAGUAGAUGAAAUAUGAAAGAAGAAACGAUUGAAAAAUAUUUUCUUCA
Molecule: messenger RNA, 2758 nt
Organism: Malania oleifera
Lineage: Eukaryota; Viridiplantae; Streptophyta; Magnoliopsida; Santalales; Ximeniaceae
Product: anaphase-promoting complex subunit 4
Exons: 19
Coding region: 250-2571 (773 amino acids)
Biological process (GO): protein K11-linked ubiquitination; positive regulation of mitotic metaphase/anaphase transition; anaphase-promoting complex-dependent catabolic process
Cellular component (GO): anaphase-promoting complex; nuclear periphery
Molecular function (GO): protein binding
Source: RefSeq, a predicted model, not a curated record